GGAUGUUACACACCAGGGCCCAAGCACAGGAACUGACAUCUGCCAAGAAAAAAGCUCCAGUUUUUGUCAUCCAGCUGACAAAAGGUGAGUUUUAAUGUGACAAAAGGUUAUAAGGAUGGAAAGCCUCCGAUUGCUGUCUGGCAUCUUUGUGGUCCUUGGAUUUGUCCAGAGCAGCUGGCAAGUUCCUCUGCAGGAGGUCGAGCACAACGCAAGUUCUGAGGCAGAAGACACAUCAGUCGAUGACCUGAGGAGUAUGUCAGAAAUGAAGAGACAUUCAGAGGGAACGUUCGCCAAUGACUACAGCAAAUACCUGGAGGACAGGAAGGCACAUGACUUUGUCCAGCGGCUGAUGAACAGCAAGGGGAACAGUGCUGCAGAAAAACGGCAUGCAGAUGGAACCUUCACCAGCGAUGUAAGCGCCUACCUCAACAACCAGGCGGUCAAAGAUUUUGUUGCCAUGCUCAAGUCUGGACAAGUCAGGAGAGAAUAUGAAAUGGACAACAGGGUUGAAGCAUUCAGCAGAAGGCACGUAGAUGGAAGCUUCACAAGUGACGUCAACAAGGUUCUGGACUCCAUGGCCGCCAAAGAAUAUUUACUGUGGGUCAUGACCUCAAAGCUUUCAGGGGAAAGCAGUAAGAAAAGAAAAGACCAAUAAGAUACUCUUCGAUGAAUACCUCUGUGUGCUGCACGAUACAAUGGAACAUAAAGCCAUACUACUUUGUAUGCAGAAAUGUUU
Thalassophryne amazonica is the source of this 736-nucleotide messenger RNA. RefSeq names its product glucagon-1-like. Bases 116 to 655 code for a protein of 179 amino acids. The transcript is spliced from 6 exons. Gene Ontology annotation, cellular component: extracellular region. Gene Ontology annotation, molecular function: glucagon receptor binding; hormone activity. NCBI's taxonomy places the organism in Eukaryota, Metazoa, Chordata, Actinopteri, Batrachoidiformes, Batrachoididae. Gene Ontology annotation, biological process: response to starvation. The record is from RefSeq and is a predicted model, not a curated record.